AUGCGGCCCGAUUUGGUUUGGACAUGUUUGGGAGAAAGUUCGGAGAGUUUUGUUGGUGAGGUGUGUCUUAGAGCUGGUGAAGUUACUGGAGGUGGGGGCGAUGAAUGGACUUCUGCAGAUCCUUUUGCUGAUGCCAUUCGGGCUGAUGAGCAAGGAGGUCAGGACAAAUUAAUUCACUUCUGUGCUCGCCCGGAAACAUCGGAUAAGAAACUUUUCCCAACUUUUGCUCGGACUCGGCCGCCUGAUAUUCAAAUAUCGAGGUCUGUGGCUUCACUGUUGCACGUAUUUCGAUGGCUCAAGGUGGCUUUUCUCUACUCCAGUAAUCCGGAAAGCCCAUUCAAGGAUGUUUCUCGCACGAUAGUUACCACUCUCGACCAGGCUGGGAUUCACAUCAAAUACGUCGGCACUUGGUCUUUUACAUAUCAUUAUGGAUAUGCCGAGAAUCCAUUCGACAAUAUGGUGGAAGAAUCUUAUCUUGACACGAGAAUUUAUGUCAUUCUGGGUUUUCAUUUUGAACACUUGGGUCUGAUGAUGAGCCUGCACAAGAAAGGUCUUUUGGAAAACGGAGAGUAUUUUGUUGUUGGAGUCGACAUCGAGCAAUAUGAAUCUGAACAUCCCACUAAAUAUUUAAAAGGUUUAUUAAAAGACGACAUCGAAGUAGAAGCCAAAGAGGCUUUUCGUUCCUAUCUGGGUGUCGUGGCGUCAAACCCGAAGGGAUUCAAUGACUUCGAAGUGAAGGUAAACAAGUACAUGCAGUUCCCGCCCUUCAAUUUCCCGAACCCUGCGAAAACCGUCGGUGGAAUGAAGAAGGUUCCAGCGGAGGGAGCCUAUUUGUAUGACGCAGUUUACGUUUAUGCCCGGGCAUUGAAUGACUGCUUGGCAAAAAAUGAAGAUCCAUUUAAUGGGCGAAACUUGAUGAAGUACAUUUUUGAGAAAACAUAUUUCAGUGCUAUGGGUUACAUGGUAUACAUGGACAAACAUGGUGAUGCUGAAGGCAAUUACUCUCUCAUAGCAAGAAAACCAAUUCCUGGGGCAGCAGGAGAGUUCGGACUGAUACCUGUCGGUGUGUUUCAGCUUCCAGAAAAUCGCAGUGGGAUUCAAGUUCUGAAAUUGAUUUCAGAUAUUGAAUGGAUAAACGGAAUACCCCCUGUUGACGAACCAAUGUGCGGAUUCCAUGGACAAAAAUGCGUUGUUUGGAAAAUCGCUAUUUCAAUUUUUGGAAUGAUGAUCGUAAUUGUUCUGAUAGUUUUAUUCGUAUCAUACAGGAAUUGGGCGUAUGAACAGGAGCUCGACAGCCUUUUAUGGAAAAUCGACUUCAAAGACAUCGAGAUCAAUGAAUGCGCUGCCUCUGUCAUUGCAGGACACAUUUCCAAGAAUAUUUAUACACUUAUUCGAACAAGCCAAGGCUCUCUCAGCUCAAACUUAGAAGGUGACUUUCGGUUGUCUAGCAUAUACACUACAGUGGGAGUAUACAAAGCACGUAUGGUGGCAGUCAAACAACUGCGGAAAAAGAACAUAGACGUCAAUAUGAGUAUGAAGAAAAAUUUCAAAGUGAUGCGUGAUAUGCGUCAUGACAACCUAAACCCUUUCAUUGGUGCCUGCAUCGAACCUCCAAAUAUCUGCAUCGUCACUGAAUACUGUUCAAGAGGAAGCUUAAAAGAUAUUUUAUCAAACGAAGAUGUGAAGUUAGACAACAUGUUCAACGCUUCUCUAAUUGGAGACAUUGUGAGGGGAAUGAUAUUUCUUCACGAAAGUCCUCUGCGGACUCACGGCAACUUAAAAUCCUCGAACUGUCUGGUGGACAGCCGCUGGGUUGUGAAGAUCACCGACUUUGGCCUUCAAGAAUUGAAAUUUGGUGCUGAUGUAGAAGACUGUGAUACCGAUUUAGAAAAAGUCUGUGAAAAACUCCUUUGGAAGUCGCCCGAGUUGCUGCGUGAUCCACAUUCUCCUAUAGGUGGCUCGCAGAAAGGGGACGUAUAUUCAUUUGGAAUAAUUUUGUUCGAAAUUAUUGGACGCAGUGGUCCUUACGGCAACACCAGAAUGCCAGCAUCAGAAAUCAUCAUACGCGUCAUAGAAGAAACUGAGGGGGAACCUUUUCGGCCGCCUUUGUCUAAACUUCAGGCCUCCUUCGACUGUGUCAUCAACUGUAUGCAGGAAUGCUGGCAUGAAGUCCCGGAGCAUCGACCAGACUUCAAAACUAUCAGAGCGAAAUUAAGACCGAUGAGAAGAGGACUGAAGCCUCAUAUUUUUGACAACAUGCUUGAAAUGAUGGAAAAAUACGCAAACAAUCUUGAAGCUCUUGUUGACGAAAGAACUGAUCAGCUUAUUGAAGAAAAGAAGAAAACUGAUGCAUUAUUAUAUGAGAUGCUACCAACGUAUGUUGCUGAUGAACUGAAGAAAGGACAUAGAGUGGAAGCAGAAUCUUUUGACUGUGUAACAAUUUACUUCAGUGACAUUGUUGGGUUUACUACAAUUUCAGCUCAAUGCAGCCCUUUAGAAGUUGUUAAUUUGCUCAAUGACUUAUACACAUGCUUUGAUUCGAUCAUCGAAAACUAUGACGUAUACAAGGUGGAGACAAUCGGAGACGCUUACAUGGUGGCGAGUGGCCUUCCUGUUCGAAACGGGGACAAUCAUGCAGCAGAAAUAGCAUCGAUGGCUCUAAACCUGCUAGAUGCCAUCAAAAGGUUUCCCAUUAGGCAUAAAAGGAACGAUGCCCUCAUGCUCAGAAUAGGAAUACAUUCAGGUCCUGUGUGUGCUGGUAUUGUGGGUCAAAAAAUGCCCAGAUAUUGUCUCUUUGGAGAUACAGUUAAUACAGCUUCCAGAAUGGAAUCUUCUGGUCAGCCUCUUCGGAUUCACUGCAGUCAAUCUUUCAAGGAUUUAGCAGAACAUGUGGGUGGAUAUGAAUUGAAAGAACGAGGAGUAAUAAACAUUAAAGGUAAAGGUGAAAUGAGAACAUACUGGCUAAUUGGUCAAGAAAGCUACAGAGAAAAGGAGAAAAAAAUCGACAAAACUACGAAAAACACGAAACCAAUAAGACGGUCGUCCUUAAAACAAGACAGGAAUUUUUCAAUGCAGUUUUCCAUGCAGCACAUUGUACCACGCUGUUUAAAAAGACUGCGCUUCACAUCAGCCAGUGUGCCGGACGCGAGCAUCGAUGUAGUUUCGUCAACAAAUAUUUAUGGAACAACCCAAAUUCAGUCAUGUGAUGUCCUUGGAACUUACCUACCGUUCUCAAAAUGUACAACGCGAAACUCAACGCCAGGAUCGUGUCUCAUAUCCAAGUCGAGUUCCCUGCCUUGUAUGUCGAUGUCGUGUGAACUGUGUCGAGGAGGGAAUAUUUCACUAACUGAUAAAUUAAGCACAGCUGUGAUCUCAAGGGAAAACUCCUACCCUCAUUUAUUUUUCAAGAACCAUCGGUGGGAGAAAUUAAUUCAGUUGCCGUCGAUUGAAAUAGCUGAAUACUCCGACGAAAAUGAUCAAACGGCACUGACUUUAUCCAGGGCUCAAAGUGUACCUCUUUUGUUGUAUUCGGGCCAAAAAUAUGAGUUUAGUUAAAAUAAAAUAUAAACCAUAUUUUU
Molecule: messenger RNA, 3578 nt
Organism: Uloborus diversus
Lineage: Eukaryota; Metazoa; Arthropoda; Arachnida; Araneae; Uloboridae
Product: guanylate cyclase 32E-like
Exons: 22
Coding region: 1-3555 (1184 amino acids)
Biological process (GO): receptor guanylyl cyclase signaling pathway; protein phosphorylation; cGMP biosynthetic process
Molecular function (GO): protein kinase activity; guanylate cyclase activity; peptide receptor activity
Source: RefSeq, a predicted model, not a curated record